This is a messenger RNA of Rotaria sp. Silwood1, 1086 nucleotides long. The record is from the annotation of a GenBank genome assembly. Lineage: Eukaryota; Metazoa; Rotifera; Eurotatoria; Philodinida; Philodinidae.
AUGAGUGCAAACGAUCCAGGACAUAUUCAAAAACUUGAUAAAAAUCAAAUUGAAAUUUUAAAAAAUUUUUGGAAAAUUGUUGGAGAAAAUAUUCGUGGUAGUGAUAAUAAAAUAAAUAGUAUUUAUGAAGGAGAAUUAUUUCUAGCUAUUGGUUAUGAUAAUCCCGAUGCUGUUUUACUUCGAUGGCUUCGUGCACGAAAAUGGGAUAUAAAUGCUGCUUCACAACAAUUAAUGGAAACAAUUAAAUGGAGACAUGAAUGGGGUGUUAAACAACUUUUAAUUAAAGGUGAAACUGAUCUUUGUUAUGAUGAAAUAAUAACAGGUAAAACAUAUUUUAUGGGUCAUGAUAAAUUUGGUCGUCCAAUAAAUUAUGUUUAUGCUAAAGAACAUAUAAAAGAUCAAUUUCCAUCUGAAUUAACUGAAAAAUUUACUGUUUUUUCAAUGGAAAUAGGUCGAAAAUUACUUGAACCACCAAAUGAAUCUGUAACUGUUGUUUUUGAUUUACAUGGUUUUGGUUUAAAAAAUAUGGAUUAUCAACAUUUAAAAUUUCUUAUUCAACUUCUUCAACAUUAUUAUCCAGAAUCAUUUGCACUUGGACUUGUUGUUAAUGCACCUUGGAUAUUUAAUGGUUGUUGGUAUAUUAUUAAACGAUGGUUAGAUCCAGUUGUUGAAAGUAAAAUUCAUUUUUUAAGUCAUAAUAGUGAUUUAACGAAAUAUAUUGAUCCAUCAUAUUUACCUAAACGAUUAGGUGGUACUCAAGCAGAUUUUAAUUAUAUUCCACCUAGUCAAGAAGAUUUAGAUAUGAUUAAUACAUUUCAAAAUGAUAAACAAGGAAAACUAAAAGCUGAAGAAGAACAUCGAGAAGCUGUACAAAAUUAUCUUAAUCUAACAUAUCAAUGGAUUAAUGGAAAUGAUACAAAUGAUUUAUUAGAAAAACGAAAACUAGCUGCAAAUAAUAUUCGAGAUAAAUUUGAACAACUUGUACCAUAUAUUCAUACAAGAACUCAUUAUCAUCGUAUUGGAGAUAUUAAUGAACCAAUAUUUGAUAUUAAAUAUCGAGCAAUUAAAAAUAAUAUACAACAAUAA